GACGCCGCAGCAGCAGCAGCAGCAGCCGGCGACGCUCCGACGACGCUCGCCGCCGACCGCCGUAGCCAGUGCUCCGCGUGUGCUCUGGCCCCUGCGCCGAGGCAGAUGCAACCCGCACGGCGUGCGACCAGCUGCGUCUUCAGAGUCACCGCGUCCUUGUUGACAGACUGCACCUUUUAGCCGAUCGGAAGUGUGUGAACUCCGCGCUGAACUCAGAGUGGACAAGUCACUGCCAGUUCACUUCUCUUGUAGAGAUUACAGUGACUAUGAUCUAAAAAGACACCGCAACGAUACUAUAUACAGUCGAAGACUCCGCCACCUAUUAUUGCACUUGCGUUUCGUGGACCAGUAACUGUGCUACUACCUUAUCGGCCAUCGAGUUGUCCCUCCCAAUAAUAUAGUGAGAAGUGCUCAUCUCACACGCAGGGCACCACGGCCGAGUGACUGCCGCGCUAAACGGCUGCGUCUAAUUGCCCGGCGGGAGAGUGCUCCGCUUAAUUGGCUCUGCGAACCCAGCCGACGGCCGUCGACGGCGAGGACCCUCGUCGGCGGCUGUGGUGUGAGCCGGCGGCGCCUUUGUGCCCUCCUGGAGGCGGCGGCGGCAGCGGCAAAUGGAGGCGCCGUGUCCUCCAGCAACAAGUUGACGGCGGCGGUACUCCGCUCUCGGCGACCCGCUGAGUGGUCCAGCUCGCCCUGCAAAGUGGGUUGUCUCCCUGUGAGUGAUGCUCCCAUCUGGCGACUCUUCUGAUUCCGGCGGGUACCAUUACGGAGCCUGUGCGAGGCAAUAAGACGCUGUACUACGUACUAAUUUUAUUUCAGUGCUAGUUAACAGUGCUAUACCGUCGAAACAGGAACUGACGGUGUGCCUGUUUGGUUUGCCUGUAAGUAUUAUUUGUGGAGGAAAAUCUUUUGUGACAGUGGCGAGUAGGGAGGAAAUAUUACACUUUUAUUACAACAGCGCUGACCUCGAAGCAGCGCUGGAUUCUCGAGCUCGGAAGAGACGCUAUACUUGAGGAAGCACGUGAAAGGCGAUGGAACUGUUUUCAUAAAAACAACUAUAAGGCAUUCUAAGUUUAAGCAUGCGCAACCAGUGACUUUGCACCUAUACUUCGGUUCUUUGGUUUCGUAACUCGAAAGAAGCAAUCUGACAGUGAUGGUGUGUUAGGUAUUUAGUUCCUGCGGCACCUUUAUAUAGGUAAUCUCUUGCUGGCUUUCGUUACAGUGUUUCAAGACAGCGACUAAAUAUAAAGUAGCACCAUAUUUGCUGCUUGAUGCAGUGUACUUGGCGAGAUCGUCUACUUAUGCCCUAUGAGAAGUUUUAAUUUUUUUUUUAUUUUACUGUGGGAGAAUUUAUUUUGUUCUAUGUAACAGUUUGGCGCUUGUGACAGAGUGGAAAGACUAAUAACAGUGCUUAUUUGACAAUGGAGAGACACGACGCUUGUGCUUUCGAAGGAGCACCUGCUUGCUGAAUGCGGAUCUAGUUAAAGACGCUCUGAGGAUUGUAAAGAUCAAAGAGUCGUCGAAAAUAGUAUCGCAAAUACAUAUUUCACAGAAGAUCCCUCUUGCUAACGCUGCGAUGAACAAGUUUAUAUGUAGGUGUACAGUAUUUGUGUCGUUGAAUUACUCUUAAUAAUGUACCUUCAAUAAUACAAAGUAGUUUUGACAUCUGUUUAGCCUGAAACGACGUGCUAGUUGAGCACAAAACCCCGCGUCUGUUAUGGUCAUUAAAAUGCUUUAAACCUUGUUUUUACGCACAUAUAAGCAUAAGGUAGAUAGUACAUGUCGCACUUGAAGGUACUGCUAAACUAAUAACAGUGGCACUGGUAGAUUGCGUCAGUGAACAGCUGAUAGGCGUACGAUAAGUUGUGCCUGAGGGCCGUACACUGUGCUCAAUGGAAGAAAGUGUUAGGAAACCCGUUUAUCUGUAACGCGUGGGCGUUGUCGUAAGGGCUCCGAUAGGACGCGGCGCUUGUCAUUACUGCUCGAGCCUCGUCACCAGCGGCGUCGUCGCGUCGCGCCUUGUCAGUGGGCUCGUAAGGAGCAUGAGCGGGCGUUAAGCGCCGGGCCAGAGCGGGCAGAUUGCGGCCGGAAGGCCAUGGAGCAGCGGGCGGCCGACUCGCGAUAAGGCCGGCCGCGGAGCGGGCGUCAGUGUAGCGAGCGUCUGGGCACAGUAGCAGCGCGCGAGCCGCCAUGUACGAGAAGUGCGCCAACUACACGGCCGGCGGGCCCGUCUCGCUGGUGGAGGCGGCGCUGCUCGAGACACUGUGCCGCAACGUGUCGAGCUCGGCUGCGGAGGCGGCGGAGGCGGAGGCGGCCGCGGAGGCGGCGGCCGGAGACUGGGCGGCCAGCUCGGUGCUGCAGCGCGCCGUCGCCGUCGUCGUGCCGCUGCUCUUCGGCCUGAUCGUGCUGCUCGGGCUCGUCGGCAACGCGCUCGUCGUGCUCGUCGUGGCCGCCAACCAGCAGAUGCGCUCCACCACCAACCUGCUCAUCAUCAACCUCGCCUCCGCCGACCUGCUCUUCAUCGUCUUCUGCGUGCCCUCCACCGCCACAGACUACCUGCUGCCCUUCUGGCCCUUCGGAGACGCCUGGUGCAAGGUCUGUAUCGCUCCGCGCUGCUCCCACCUUCCCUUUACAUGA
Schistocerca cancellata (South American locust) is the source of this 2637-nucleotide messenger RNA. Its product is annotated as allatostatin-A receptor-like. The record is from RefSeq and is a predicted model, not a curated record. Gene Ontology annotation, molecular function: G protein-coupled receptor activity. The transcript has a single exon. Bases 2191 to 2637 code for a protein of 148 amino acids. Gene Ontology annotation, biological process: G protein-coupled receptor signaling pathway. Lineage: Eukaryota; Metazoa; Arthropoda; Insecta; Orthoptera; Acrididae. Gene Ontology annotation, cellular component: membrane.